Papilio xuthus (Asian swallowtail) is the source of this 7886-nucleotide messenger RNA. RefSeq names its product tudor domain containing protein (gene tud). Lineage: Eukaryota; Metazoa; Arthropoda; Insecta; Lepidoptera; Papilionidae. The record is from RefSeq and is a predicted model, not a curated record. Bases 163 to 7056 code for a protein of 2297 amino acids. The transcript has 13 exons.
UUUUAUGCGCCAUGUUUGUUGAGAGCGUAAACGGAAUAGAAAGCGGUGUUUUUUUUUUGUUUAGACACUUAGCUGAAGUGUAAUGUACUCUGUGAUAAGAGUUAUGUAAAAAGACUAAAGUGUUUUUGUUUUGUUCUAAUUUGAGUUAAAAACCAAAUUAAAAUGGCUCUACCUAACGAGACAUUAAGAUCUUUUCACCUUUAUGUGACCCAUGUGGAUGGCGAGGGUCACUUCUUGAAGAUAAGUGGUCAGCUCGACCAGCCUUCCUCGUUGAUGAUAGAGAGCUUAUUCGAUACUGCUCGAGAAAGUUUGGAACAAGGAGUGGGCGCCGUCCCACCGGCAGUAAUAACAGAAGGUAUCAUUUGUGCCGCGAAAUACAAAGAUGGAAAAUUUUAUAGAGCUAAGAUUAUUAAUACCACUAACCUUGCCACUGGAUUGGUCGGGGUACAUUUCAUAGAUUACGGGAAUAAGGAUAUAAUCUCUGUGAGCACCAUUAGAUUUUUAGAUAACUACGAUCCAUUGUUCUUGCAAAUGCGUGGGCAGUCUUCGGACUAUUAUUUAUCUCGUGUAAUGCAUCCGUCAGGAAGGUGGGAAGAACCUUUACUACUAAAACUUCAGAGCUUACUUUGCAAUGCGGAAUAUCCUGCUACUACAGAACUGAACACUCGAACUUUACCUAUAAUUUCAAUACAAUUUAAAGGAAAUGAUUUGUCUUCUCAUCUUGUCACAAAUAGAUUUGGCAUAGCCUUGCCACUUGCUAAACAAGAAGCAUUGUUGUUACAACUCUUAGAAAAACAGCAAAUGUCCAAUUGGCAACCAACAUUUUUGAACGAAAGUCACUUUUCAGAACAUGUUCCAUUUUUGAUAAACCAAAACUUUCCAAAUCCAGCAUCAGCUAUGCGUUUGAACCAUGGUAUGUCAUUGCCUAUUAAUGGUAGUAUACCUCCUCCACCAAUAAAUCAAAGAUUGAUAUUUAACAAAGUCCCAAGAAACCAUGCUAAUUUAAAAGCUCCAGUUCGUCAACCUCACACUGCUGCAGCAUUAUCACCUGCCUUAUCGGGUUCUGAUCAGCCUUCACCAGCGGCUGCUUCAAAACCACCAUCACCAAAGAAGUCCAUUACGUAUAAAAGUCGGCUACUGGAAGUUAAUUCCCAACAUAAAGUGUUUGUCUCAUUUGCUGAAGAAGGCCCAGAACUAUUUGCCGUCCAACUUGUGAGUGAUGCAAAGAAACUGCAAGACAUGAUGGAUGAAAUAAAUAAAAGGCCACACAGCAGUCUUAAAGAACCUCCAAUGAUUGGAACUGUGUGCCUUGGUAGGAUGUCAGGAGACAGAAUCAUAUGCAGGGCAAUUGUAAUGAAUCUCUCAGGUUCUCAAUGUAAACUAUUCUUUGUUGAUUUUGGUGACACAGAGAUGGUGUCAUACUAUGAUAUAUUUGAUAUACCUGAAGAGUUUGUCAAGCCAAAUGUUUUUGCAUUAAGAUUCUGUCUGUCACAAGUCAAGAAGUUGGAAAAGGGUCCGUAUUUAAAUGAAACUUUUAAACAGCUGGUUAAUGGAAAAGUCUUAACUUUGAAAGUGGUGUCACCUGAGGGUCCACCCCUUAUUCAGUAUGGUGAGCUGUUCUUAGAUAACAAAAAUGUUCUUGACUUGCUUAUGGCGAACAUGAAAGACCAGUUGCAGUUUAAAUGGGUGGACUUGCUACCUUUAGGUAGUCGUCGAUCUGUACUAGUAUCAUAUGUAGAUAGUUGUAUAAAGUUCUAUGUUCAGCUGUCCGAUAAGAUUGAGGAGUUGAAUUCAGUUAUGGAUGCUGUGAAAGUGCACUGUGAGAGUAAAUCAUCACCUGGGGAGUUGCCAGUGGGUGCAGCUUGCUGCGCCAGGUUCCCUGAUGAUGACAACUGGUACAGAGCAAGAGUGAAGGACACAAAGGGUAACAAAGUCAUAGUAACCUAUGUGGAUUAUGGGAAUGAACAAGAAAUUAAUGUAUCGGACUUAAGGACUAUUACUCCGGAUCUUAUAAGGUUGCCAGCGCAGGCACUAAAGUGUGCCCUAAAGGGUUAUGAGAAUAAACCAGUUGAAACGAAAACAUCAAACCAGCUAGAAAUGUUAGCAUUGGAGAAGACUCUAAUGGCACAUGUAGUUGGUAUGCUGUCAAGUGAUACAAUGCUUGUCACCUUAGUUGAUGACACCGUCACACCUCCACUGGAUGUGGCUCGAAGAAUGAAUCAGCUCUCACAGCCUAGAAGUGUUGAGGCCAAAGCAACGACACCGGUUCGUACCGAUCCACCGGAGAACUUCAGUUCGCCGGACAGUGUAUCUGAUGACGGCAGAAAGAAGAACUAUCGCCGGGAGAAGAGUUUCAAAGAAGAUCGUAGACCUCCAAAAGAAGGAAACGAAGAUUUCGGACAAAGAGGAGGCAGCUUUAGGGGCAGCAGGGAACAUAAGGAAGGCUUCGAUCGGUCCGGACCAGGACGACAUAGCGACAAAUUUGGCGGGAAACCUGAUAGAGGAGACAGACGUGGUGGCGGCAAGCCGCGUGAGAACCACGUGGUGUCACCACCUAGCCAGCCGGGUGUCGACAACUGGGACGAGAGCACCGCCCCGCCCCCACAGCCCGCACAACCCGCGCAACCCGCCUUCCAGCCGCGACAGAACAAUAGAGAGUACCAAAGAAGAAAACCUAGAUCGGAUCAGGACAAAACGAAUCCGAAAUCGGGAUGGAAGGGGAAAGAGUCCGGGGUGGGGAAGAGACUGAAGCAGGCCGCGGAGGCCGCGUCAAUGGAGGCGCAGGGUGCCCGGGGCUCCGUACAGGAUCGGCUGCGACGGGACAAUAAACCUAACCAAGACGAAUGGGAAGAGAAAGAUAAACCAAGAGAGAAUAGACGCGAAAAUCGUGGCGAUAGACGUGAUAACUGGGGAGAUAAGAAAGAGAACUGGAAUCAAAAGAGAGAGUUUAGAGACAACAGGUCCGAUAGAGGAGAGAGAACUAAAAGCAACUUUACGCCAAGAGAUCGCGCAGAGAGAACCGAUCGAUAUGGAUCCGAUAGUGACAAGAAAUCAGACAAGAGUUUCCGUUCACAGGAUAGUAACAAGGGAGAUCGCGCCGGCCGCGCCCCGCCAUACAAGAGUCGAAGUAAAUUCACACAAGUCCAAUACAAGGAACUCCCAAAUCCAGUUUCCCUGGACACACAAUACGCUGAACAAACUAUAGAAGCGAAUGCACAACAUGAGGUCUCCGUAACUUGGAUCAUAUCGCCGGAGAACUUUUACACACAAAUACUGUCUUUGCAGCCGAAGUUUCUGGAAAUGAUGCACUCCAUACCUGAAUUGUAUAAAGGUGUGAAGUCGUACACUGGGAUUGUGCCAGUUGGAGCAUCGGUGUUAGCUCGCUAUCCCGCCGAUGGUGUCCUCUACCGAGCAACCGUUGUGUCCGUUCAACCUUUCUCUAAGUUCAUAGUCAGAUACGUCGAUUUUGGCAACAAGCAACUGGUGGAUGCGAAAGAUAUUUGGCAGUUAGAUAGGCAGCUGUUGGAUUUACCAAAGAUGGCGGUUCAUUGCUCUCUGAUUGGUGUGUCACCGAAAGAUGGUGAAUGGAAAGCGGAUCCUGAAAUAGACCUGUGUUUCAAUGCUCCGCGUUACCAGUGCGUAUUUCAAGAUAAUGUGGACGGCCAGUAUAAGGUGUCGUUGUGGAACAAUGGAGUCAGUGUCGCCGACAUGCUGGUGGAGAAGCAGCUCGCCAGCCUCUCGGAACAUCAGUCGUCUGUUACUUUGAAAGACGAUGAUGGUGCUGAAUACAUGAUUUCUGAGUCGCAAAUAUGCAAAGACGAAGCGAUAGAUCUGACGAUCAUCAUAGGUCAGCAGAUCCUGUGCCGCGUGACGCAUGUUGACUCCUUGGACAAGUUCUACGUCCAGCUCGACUUGGACAAAGCGGACCUAGUGGAGAACGCCAUUGCCAACUUUGAUGUUAAUAAACUAACUCCUCUUAGCGCGGAGAAUCUCGCGGAAGGUAUCCACUGCACCGUCCGACACGAGCAGAAGAUAUAUCGUGCGAUACUCAACGACGUGUCCGACACUGAAAACAUAAAGGCAGUGUUGCCAGACUACGGACAUUCUAUUACUACAUCCUUACAAAAUGUUAUGAUCCUGCCUACAGAGCUGAGCGUGUACUACUACCAGACGUUAGAGUGCGGCCUCAACAACUACAACGGUGACGUCACCGCGCUCAUCUCACUUGAUGACGUCAGAGCUCGCCUCACAGGGAACAAGUUCAUUAUAUACAUCAAUAGUGUUGAAGGAAUCAGAUUAUUAACAACGCUAUAUGACCGCACCACGGGACAAAAGAUAGCGAUAUUUGAGCCUGAUGAAGGAGCUUACGACGAAGUGGUACCACUCUGUACUCGGGCUGUGUUCAAUUAUAACUUUGGUAUGGCGUUCAUAUCACAUUUGGAGAACUUGAACGAAUUCUACCUACAACGGACCUCUGAUACAGAUAAAAUAGCAACACUUUUGGAAGACUUGUAUAAGUUUUAUGAAGAAGGUACUCCUGAAGCACUAACAGAGUUCGAAGUGGAAGGUUUGUGCGCGGCCAAGUCAGCUGACGGCAACUGGUACCGCUGCAGCAUUCUCAGCGCUGGGGAGACAGAUAUCAAGGUGCAGUUCACCGACUACGGCAACUCGGAAACCAUUCCCAAGGCUAACCUCAAGAAACUAGAUCCCAAGUUCUACGAACCCUGCUCCUUGGCCCUCGUCGCCAGCCUCGGGCUUGUGGCCCUGCAGGAUGACACUCUCGCUAAACUGACCGAAUGGACCACAGACAAGGAGGUCCAGGUCACCCUCGCGUUCGGUGACGACGGCUGGCUCGCCAGUUUACAUCUAGACGGUGUCGACUUGUCUAUGAAAUUGUUAAACGAAAAACUAGCCACGCCCAAAAUAGCCGCAGUCGAACAACCGAAAACAGAGGAAACACCCGUCGAGGAACCCAUCUCGCUCCCCGAGGGAUGCACUCAAGUCUACAUCAGCCAUAUCGACACGCCCGGACACUUCUGGCUGCAAAUGCUCGAUAAAGUCGACAAGAUAAACCAAAUACAAUCGGAACUACAAGAGAAGGCGGACGGUUACACCGAUAUCGAGAGUCGAGAGAUGGGCACGCUGUGCGUCGCCAAAUACCUAGCGGAUGACCAGUGGUACCGAGCUGAAAUACUAGACGCCGACUCCGAUAUCACGACCAUUCGCUUCAUAGACUACGGCAACACCGACGUGCUGGAUAACCAGCCCGGGUUGAUAAAGGAAAUGCCCGCACACAUGAAGGACAUCGAGCGUCUUGCCAUCAAGUCCAGUGUGAACGCGAUACCGACCGGCACCGGCCAGUGGUCGGAGCCCGCCUCCGACUACUUCACGCAGCUGGUCGGCGACACUUCUGCCCCGGUGGACGCCCUCAUCGUCCUCAAGGAUAUUGUGACAUACGUAGAUAUUUUCGUUAACGGCCAAAAUCUAACUGACAAACUGGUGUCCGAGGGUCACGCCACGAGAUCCGAGGAGAACGAGUGCGGUGAUCUGCCCUCGUGCUUCGCUAGCCACGUCAAUUCACCCUCGGAGUUCUGGAUACAAUUGGAGACCGCCACUGCCGAGCUGCAGGCCAUGGAGGCGGCCAUGGUGGAUGCGGAGAACUUCCCCGAACUUAAGGAGAGGGAGGAAGGUGUCAUCUGUGCGGCCAAGUAUCCCGAGGACGGCGCCUGGUAUAGGGCACAGGUCAUCGUCGACGGCUCCGAAGGAACUGAGGUGCUGUUCAUGGAUUACGGCAAUGCGUCUAUCGCUAAUGAGUUGCGCAGUCUGCCCGACGAACUAAAAGUCAAACCGGCUCUGUCCAGAAAAUGCGCACUUCAGAAACCUCGCGAUAUCAAAUCUUGGUCGCGCAAAUCGGAAAUAAAGUUUAACGAGCUGGCCGCGGAGGGCGCCACUAUUUUCAACAUACAGUUCAUAGCCGCGGGAGAUAUUUCUAUAGUGGAACUCUACUUGGAAGGAAAAUCGGUGACAGAGGAGCUCGUCGGCCUGUGCGAGGAGCAGCCCAUGUCCGAAAGACCGACGCCCCUCGGCCAAGACUUACAUACCAGUGGCAAAAUCUGUUACGUUCAUUCGUUAGAUGAAUUUUACGUGCAGACCGAUGAAUCCGACGCCGUCUUGGAUAAAAUAAGGGUACGGUUGUGUCAGGGUGAGGAAUUCGAACAAGUUUCCGAUCUCAAAGUCGGGUCAGUUUGUGCGGCGCUCUGGGCGGAGGACGAGCAGUGGUACAGAGCUAAAAUCUUGGAGUUCUGUGACGUAGGGUACCAUGUGCAGUUCAUCGAUUACGGAAACAAAGCUAAAUGUGAUACAUUCAGGCAGCUGCCCGAGGAUCUAAGCGUUAUCGAACCAAUAGCUAAGUGUUGUCGACUCGCCAGUGUCUCAAAUGAGGAUGCAAAGUUGAAACUGGAAGAAAUAGCCGCAGACGGAGCGACGACAUUCCAAAUAGAAUUCUUAGAUAGUUUAAAGGAACCGACGCUGGUCAAACUUUUCCUGGAUGGCAAAGAUGUUUGUUCUAUAAUAUUGUCGAGUAGUAAUUUAAAAGAUGAUUACACAACUGAUAAUACAGAAGAGGCUGCAGGAACUAGUCAAGAAGUAAUAUUAGGAAAAGAAAUAGCCGAGCCAAUAGUUGAAAAAGAAGUUGAGAAACAAGUCGAUAGCGAUAAAAGUAUAGAAGAGGAGACAGUUAGCACUACUUUAGAUACUUCGGAACAUAAAUCACCAGAUGUCAGUGAAAGUGUAGCAAGUAAUAGUCCAGUAGAAGAGAAUAAAUUAGAAGCCAAUAUAAACAUGACUGAAAGUGAAAAAGGGGACCAAAUAUCUUCUAAAGUUGAUCAAAGUAGUAUAGAAAAAGAUAUUACUGUUGAAAAUGAAACUUCGAAGACUGUAAGCAGCGAAUCGAAUCUAACUUCUAACGGUGAUGUUUCAUUACAUACAACUACAAUAAAGCAGGCUGGGCCUAUUGAAGUUUCUGAGGCCGAGGAAGAUGUAAAGGAAUCUAAAUAGUAAACAAAAAUAUCUAGAUUACUCAAUUUUCUAAUUAAAUGCUCGUUUGUGAUAUACUAAUCUUAUGACUGCAUUUGAGCAAUUUAUCUCUGGUUUCUGAGACCAAUAUAUCUCUAUAAAAUGUUGUCUGGUUUUUUUUCAAAGAUAAUCAGAGGGAUAACGAUAUGUUUUGUAUAGAUAUUUUGGUGUCAGAAACCAGUAUUUAUGUAAAAGGAAUGACUGAGUGAAUAUAUGUGAGAUAUAUAGAGAUGGUUCUAUUCAUAUCAUAUGUUGAUUAUUUUGUAAUUAAUCAAUAUCUGAAAUGUCUCUUGUUUUGUUGAUUAAGAUUUUGUUUGAUUUUUUGUAUUGACUGUUGCAUCUAGUUUACGAAAGUUAAAAAUUACUUACUCGCUAUUACAUCUUUAUUAUGUUAAUAUGAUUCUAUAUUUUAUUUCCUCAUUUUACUGACAAAAAACUUUUUUUUAUAAAAAAAUUAAAAUUUCUUUCGUUUGAUUUACGAAUUUUGUAUAAAUACUCGUAUUAUUGUUUGCUUUAAUUGCUUUCGAAGCUAACUUGUCUAUGAUUAGUUUUUAAGUUUUUUUUUUUACUUUUAAUUUGCAGAUCCUCUUUGUAGAUAUAUUUAACAUUCCCGGUGAUUUUUUUUUUGUUAAAAUUGACAAAGUUAUGUUUCAUGAGUGUUACACUUUAAUUUUUUUUCAAUAUAAUUGUCAUAAAAAAUAAGCAAUAUGUCAAAAUGGUUACGGAGAUAUUUAAACACGGUUUAAAAAGAAUUUCUCACAUUUCAUGUAUAUCUUAUGUUCGCAUAUUGUUUAAUUGUUGCAGAAAAUAAA